AUGCCAUACUCUUACCUAGAAAGCUCCACUUACGGAAAGGACAAUGUCAAGUUCUUGAAGGUCAAGAAAGACAAAACCAACCCAAAAGUCCACGAGAUCAUGGAAGCUACUGUUUGUGUUUUAUUGAAGGGUGACUUCGAGAUUUCUUACACGGAAGCUGACAAUGCCCCUAUUGUUCCUACUGACACGGUCAAGAACACCAUUUUGAUCUUGGCCAAAAAGUACGACACUUUCCCAAUCGAGAAGUUUGCCGCCAAGCUUGCUUUGCACUUUACCUCCAAGUACUCGCACGUCUCGGGCCUUACUGUGAAAAUAACUCAAGACCGCUGGGUUAAGUUCGAUGUGGAUGGCAAGGAGUCACAACACUCAUUCGUCCACCAAGGUCCUGAGAAGAAGAUUACGUUCCUUGACUAUGACAAGAAGAACGGACCCUCUAACUACUCGUUGUCAUCUUCUAUAAAGGACCUGACUGUUUUGAAGUCUACCAACUCGAUGUUCUACGGCUACAAUGUCUGCGAUUACACUACCUUGAAGCCUACAACAGACCGUAUCCUUUCAACUGAUAUCUUCGCCACUAUGGACUGGUGCCCCAAGAAGCUUGGCUGUCUGGAAAGCAUUGCGUCUGGAUCUAAAGACGAAAUCUUCACAAACGCUUACAACAGCGCCCGUGACAUAACGUUGGACAUUUUCGCCAAGGAAAACUCCCCCUCUGUGCAGGCCACAAUGUAUAACAUGGCGACCGCUAUCUUGAAGAUUGCUCCACAAGUCGCUUACGUUUCCUAUGAACUGCCCAACAAGCAUUACUUCCUGUUUGACCUCAAAUGGUUCCAAGGCUUGGAGAACGACAACGAGCUGUUCUACCCAUCUCCUCACCCCAAUGGUUUGAUCAAGUGUAAGGUCGGCCGCAACGGCUCUAAGCUGUGA
Molecule: messenger RNA, 924 nt
Organism: Lachancea thermotolerans CBS 6340
Lineage: Eukaryota; Fungi; Ascomycota; Saccharomycetes; Saccharomycetales; Saccharomycetaceae
Product: urate oxidase
Exons: 1
Coding region: 1-924 (307 amino acids)
Biological process (GO): urate catabolic process; purine nucleobase catabolic process
Cellular component (GO): peroxisome
Molecular function (GO): urate oxidase activity
Source: RefSeq, a predicted model, not a curated record